GACUGUUUAGAGGUUAAGGACCAUUGCGUGUUAAAUUUCUCCCCUUCGAUAUCUUCGAAUUAAGCGUAAUUACCAAGCAGAACGACAUAGUUUCGCUCUCGAAAAGAGAAGUCUAAUAUAUUCGUCGUGUUUCCAAACUGACAGGCGAAAGUAAUUUUGCGACGUAAAAUGGUUGUAUAUGUAGAAAGUACAAGGUUCGCCAGGAGAAGAAAGUGUCAUCGAGCUGGCUAAAUGGCGGGUUUCGGUUCGUGUACAUGCCGGUUUGAACAUUAAGCGAGGAGUACACGCCCCGUGUUCCAGGCGUCGCGUCGCCAUGGAGUCCGGCGCGUGGUGAAAGUCAUUUUGGUUGGCGAUGGGCUGAUUAUUAUGCUAUCCGGGCAAUCGUCAUUCAAUUAUUACACCCAGUGACCCUCGUCUUCGUUCGGCGUAAUUACGUUGCACGCGCGAAAUAUUGCCGCCCGCCUACUGCGUUGCGCGAAAUUCAACGCAUAUGCAAAUCAUCGACGUUCAACACUUUUUCAAAUUCAAUUUGCGUUCACGCGCUCGUCGUGUUAAUGGGAGUGGUGCACUUCUGUUGUCCACCUUGACUUAGGAAAGGUAGUAUCAUUGGUAAUUGCGUGUUAUUGUUCUCUUUGAGGAUUAACAGGGAAAAGUUGCAAUACCGCGAGUUGUUUACGCGAACGAUCGUGUCUGAUCGGUGACAGGAAUUAUCUACUGCCGCCGCGUAUUUCUUAUCUUACGCUCCGUCGAUUAAAUUUAGAAUUGGAGAGACCAAGGCGGCUAAAUAGGCGGAGGUAGAUGAAAGAGACGCUAGAAGAUACAAGACGACCGAAAACAGUGACAACGCAGGUGAAGGGGCAUGAUAAGCAAGGACACGAGUGUUUCAAGAGAAUCAGGUGAUCUGGUAGUCGAUAUCAAUAUCAAUCAAACGUUUAACGUCCAAAGGGUGGGAUAGUACCGACAGAUGUGUCGUCGCGCUUCUCGACAACGAAUGUCGGAAUGACGCGUCGAUCAAGUCGUGGCUGGGCAGAGGCCGCAAGGACUUCAUUAAACGGGAAAAAGUGAUACACAUCGUGUUUCGAGUUGGAGAAGAGAAGAGGAGCCUGUUGGAGAAGGGAGUAGAAGAAGGAAGGAACGUCGCAGAUCUUCAAACUUUACAAAUACAAGAUAAGAAGCUAUCGUGGGCUCAUUGUCUCGUCACUCCGCAACAGCAGCGAAGGAUAACGUCCUCCCGUCACUAUCACGAUGUCGUUACUAUGAGAUUCAUCGUGCCGGUAUACUCCACAUUUCCUUACACCUGACAGUUUCUAGAAGAGUACCCACUGUUCAACUACUUCAUCGACGUUUUCUGUCAGUAAUAAAUCUUACAUCUUGUUUUUGAAAUAACAAAAGAAAGAUAUACGAAACACAACAAAACAAAACAGAAGGAAAAGUUUAGAAAUAUCGAACAAGAAAUUAAACAAGCAAAGAAAGCUUGAAAAACCUUAGAAAGGGACGAGGCUACCAAAGAAUUUCAUUCGAGGACGUUUCAUAAAGAGGGUCAAAGCUAACUGACCGAAAGAGCGCGGAAGAAAACAGUGAUCUCGUUUAACCUUGAGUGGAGAUUCCUAAAUCGUAGAAUUGCUCGCGUUUGAUUAACGUAAUUGCACAAGGACAGCCGACGACUGUCCCUGUGGGUGGUGUGUGGAAGAAGCAAAAGGGCGUCGAUAAAGAAUAGAGGGGUGCGUGGUGAAACGCGACGAGAGGGUGAAGUGAAGGUGUCCUCGUGGGGUGCCAGAGUGAGCACGAUAGCACCUCUGGUGCCCUCGGCCGUGGGUCCCGAGGGGACGGACGCCAUGGCGGCCUCUUCGUCCUCGUCGAGCAGCGAGCAACAGUACUCACUCAGGUGGAACGACUUCCACUCGAGCAUCCUCAGUUCAUUUCGUCAUCUGAGGGACGAGGAGGAUUUUGUGGAUGUGACCCUGGCAUGCGACAGUAGCAGCUUCACCGCGCACAAGGUCGUCCUCUCUGCGUGCAGUCCUUACUUCCGGCGGCUCCUCAAGGUCGAUAAUAUAUUGGACUUGGCCAGUGACCUGUCUGGAUUAGCCUGGGAUUCGUGGAAAAGGAAUUCCAUCGAUGGAAGUUACGCCGCUUCUACGGAAAUAAAUAUGCCGCGGAUAUCUCCAAAUAUGCACGUCUCUAGGAUUCGAAUUGCGAAUCCAUGCCAGCAUCCGAUCGUGAUCCUGAGGGACGUUGCCUCGUCCGAUAUGGAGUCGUUGCUGCGCUUCAUGUACCACGGCGAAGUUCACGUGGGACAGGAGCAGCUGUCCGCUUUCCUCAAGACGGCGCAGAUGCUUCAGGUUCGGGGGUUGGCCGAUGUGAACAGCGGUGUUGCCACAGCGAAAAUUCCACCUCCCUCGUCGUCUGGUGGAAACAACGGUAGUGCGCCGGCGACACCACGCAAUCCGUGGCAAGAUAACGGUAGGGGAGAAUUGAACGAGGGUGCUUUGAGUCCUCCACCAGAGAAGAGACCUAGAAGCUAUAGCCCACCAUUGGGUAACCACGUGGAGCAGAAAACUGACCUUCAGGAAUCACUUCUGGGACAGGCCCUGGAAGGAGGACCUACGAUACACACGACACCUACGAAUAAUGUACAGGCGCAGUCUACAGGGGAGGAUUCAAAUUCCAUGUCGGACAACGAAGAGGAGAUGUCGAAUAACGACAGUAUCCUGAAUUCCGUGAAGACGGAACCGAGCGACAUUUUAAAUGAUUCUAUAGAACACCAUCGUAACUCGUUUCCUACGGCGCUCUUGGGAAUACCAGGACUGAUACCAGGGCCAUCCGGGAUCCACGCGGCGAAUCAGGAUCCGAAUUACGUCGCUCGCCGCGGUUUGGACAUGAUGCGGGUCCGCGCCACAGAUCCACGUCCCUGCCCGAAAUGCGGUAAGAUCUAUCGAUCUGCCCACACGUUGCGCACCCAUCUGGAAGAUAAGCACACGAUCUGUCCUGGCUAUCGUUGCGUUCUCUGUGGCACCGUAGCCAAGUCAAGGAACUCUUUGCAUUCGCACAUGUCGCGGCAGCAUCGUGGAAUCAGCACCAAGGAUCUACCAGUACUACCGAUGCCGAGUCCGUUCGAUCCUGAACUGGCGUCGCGUCUAUUGGCCAAGGCGGGAGUCAAGGUGAGUCCUGCGGAAUUACGAGCUCGUGCCAGUCCCACGGGACCCAGAAGGGGUGACAUGAGACUGGAAAUACCUCGAGGAGGCGCGCCAUCUGAGGCCGGAAGCAGCAUCUGUGGCGGAGACGACCCGGAAGAUCUUACGCUGCCGCUCAGCCUGAGGUAUGGAUCACCGACGCCCAACAAUAACACUGUGAUCACCAAAGUAAGCGGUAGCAACAGCAGCAGCAGUACCAAGAAUUCGACAGCGACGGCAAUUGCGGCCAAGUCUUUAGACACCAUGCACGGCAGCCGUGAGCCAAAUACGGCUCCUCUUCAUCCACCAGGACAUCUUCAUCCGAGCCAUCAUAACACCAGCGCCACUGGAUCGGUGAUCAUCGAUACGUAUCUGCAAUUUAUCGCGGAGAAUUCCGGAUUGACCACGAUGGGACUUAGUCCCGAGCAAGCUGCUGCGGUAGCGGCUGCACACGCGGCCAAGAUGGCUCACAUGAGCGCGAUGGAUAAAUUAGGCAGUCGUGGGAUCGAAGAUUAUCCUAUGAUCGGUAGAGAUGAGGGUCGAGGACCGGGAGUAGUACACGAGGAUCGUCAGGAUACGUUGCAGGAUAGGCACGUUGGACUUUUGGACGAAGGCGAGUCAUCCGGUGGCGAAGAAGAAGACUUUAGCGAGAACGAGGAGCCAGAGAUUGUUAAAGCUGAAUAGAUGGCACAUUCGCGGUAUGCUGCGACCAGAUUUGGUGCCACGUGACCCGAUUAGGAAGUGCUUCUGAAGAGACGUGUCCUGUACCUUGGAUCCGGCCACGUCCUCUUCCUUGGCAGUCAAAUCCAUCCACUACCUCAGUAGAGACUUACUCCUGCUUUCUUUUCGUUAUGAGAAACCGAACUCUUUUAUUUUUUUCCAAAGAAAGAAGAAGGGUGACCGAAGAAGAUGAGAAAAUGAAGAUCACAUACGUACACAUGGUCUUUGGAUCGAAGAACGAAUUCCUCCUUCGUUACAGAGAAACAAACGGAGUUUUUCGUUGCCCACAGACACGCGAACGCCCUCCUCACACACAUGUACACAUGUGUAUAUGCGCGUAUACAGUUUUUAGCCCGUUUAAAAUAUUCCAUCUGUCUACCUCAGUGAACACGAUAAACGAUAAGUGAUAGGACAGACCAAGACGAAUGAAUCUCAUGAAUCAUGAACUUAGGGGAAAGUAAUAUGGUGAAACGAUUGGAGAUGAAGAGGUCUAUCACCAUGUCUAUUCGACGAUGUCAGUUGCGUUACAUCAAAUGUUCGAGUGAAGAAAGAUAUAUUGUAAUGAAAAUAUCGCUCAUGGUAUUAACGACUGUGUUUCUAUAAGAGCGCAGGCGAAAAUAUGCGAGCAAACCGAAAAGUCAGUCAACGCCAAGGCAAUUGUUCAAUCCUUUUUAUUUUCUAAAAGUUAAAAAAUCGACAAGGUUAAAAAAGGAAAAAAGAGAGAAAAAAAAAAGAACGGCGAUCGUCGCGUAUACGCGAUUGGCGGAAAGAUAUUAUUAUAUUAUAUUAUAUUAUUAUAUAUAAAUGUUGAGGAAAAAUAUAUAUUGUCUAGAUUUAUAGAGGAGUUAGUUAACAACGGCACGUACGUACGUACACGGAUACACAUAUAAAGAAGGAAUAAUAAUAAUAAUUGGAGGAAAAGAGAAUAUUAAAGUAAUGGCUAGAGUGGAUACGUGUAGCGCCAGGGUUAGCACCCUUUGUAUUUUUUAGAAGAGUGCACUUUCCAAGUAUACACUCACCUGCAAACAUGCGUAUACAAGGCACUACGUACAUUAAAUACACUCCCACACAUUCUACAUUUUACUUUUUAACGUAUUGUGGUAAUACAUAUACACAUAUACACACACGUAUAUACAUGAAAAGUUAUGUAUUAUCGCGUGAUUUAAAAUUACGCGCGGUCGUGUUUUCGUCGACUAAAGUUGCUUUAGAAGCACGACGAUUAUUGCGAUUGUUAAUUGUCUACUCGCUUUAUUGUAAGGAAAGAUGCGGAAUAUAAACCAGAACAAAACCGGGUAGCUCAACGUAUCAAUCAACAAACGAGAAAUUUUAAUGCUGGUUUACGUUUAGCAAAUUCGGCCAAACUUUCUUUAAUAGCCCGAAGAGAAUUCUUAGAACAACGUGAUAAAUGGUGUCAGAAUUCCAGAUAGAAGAAGAAGGAGAUAUUUCUUACACGAUCUUCGUGGUGAUGAGUUUUGAAACUGGUCUGUUGAACUUGAAAUUUUGCUCUGUUUUGAAAUUAGAAUAAGAUAAAGUAGCACGUGAACUAGGAAAAAAGGCUUCGACUUAGGAGAAUCAUAAAAUAAUCGAGAACAGUCCCUUCUUGUCGUUCCUUUCGUCAUGCGGAACUUCCCCCCACCCCGCCCCCUCCUUCAUUCUUCUAUUCGAUCGAACCCGUCGAUUAAUCGAAUUGGAAACGAAAAUCCCCCCCCCCCCCAGGGCUUGCCAUGACCUUUCUAGUACUUAAGUUCUUUUUUUCGGCUUGGGCGAUUUUCUUCUUUCUUGAGGGGAACGACACGAUUCUUUCACCCGUGGACGAGAUCUGCUCAUAGACGAUUAGUUGCUCGUGUACUUUUUUCCCAAAAGAAUAAUGAGAGUGAAAGAAGGAAAAAUGUGAUGCAAGGGGACUGAUAAUAUAGAGUCACGAGUGGAACGAGAACCACGAUCCAUCUUUUCUUCAUGUUCGUGUUGCUUUUGCUCCUAGAGCAUCCAUCGAAGUCUUUUUCCGCAUUCUUGUAUGUCUUUGACUCAUCUCGAUCAACGAUCUCCCUCUCUCAACCCACGUUAUUUAUAAACGGGUCGAUAUUUCUUUUCCAACGAAUUUUCGCUUCACGAUAGAUAUAUGUAGGAUUUUUAAUAUUAUCGCAUUUCGUUUGAAUCAUGCUCCUGAAUUUUACAAACGUGAUUCUCGUUCUUCGAGUGAUAUGUAGGAUGAAAAAUGGUAGACGAAAGAAAGAGGCGGUUUCGAACUCGUAGAUCGCAAUUAUGCGUGCGAUUUCGUGUUUAGACUCGAAAUGUAUAAUACUAAAAUGGUUCCUACUAAUUGAAUACAUACACGAGCUACUUUGAUUUUAUGGUAUACCUUGAGAAUACAUAUUAUAUAUAUACAUAUAUAUAUAUAUAUAUAUAAAUAUAUGUGUAUGUAUGUAUGUGUGUAUAUAUACUGUAUAUAUAUACACACACACACAUAUACACAUAAUUAGAUACGUCAAGAAAAAAGAAAAACUUAGCAAUACGUAGUGGCGCAACGUUAAACGUUUAACCGCUAGGAUUCCUUCCGUUCCGGGUUCUCUAGUAUAAUGACUAUUAUUUUGUCUUUUAUUAUUCUUUUUUAUUGUUUUGGUUAUAUCUUUAUUUUGUUCUUGGGUGCAUAUGUGUGAAAGAUAGAGAAUGGUAACGAGCAAAUGAGAGAAUCGAUUCUGUCUGAUGACAAAUCCUUUUUAUAGGUGUUUAGCACCUACUUUCUUUUUUUUUUCUUUUUGCUUAGGUUUAGUAGGUUGUACACAAUACAAUACUCGAAGUAUACUAAUCCUUUCUUAGCUUGUAAGAGAAUUUUACCGAUGAAACACAGGGAUUCUCAGUGACUUUACCAGGCCACUGACGAUAGGAAUACAUCGUUCACGAACAUAAACUGUGUAUGUAUCUCUGCGUGAGGCGAUACGUCCAGAGAAAGAGAGAGAGAGAGAAAGAGAAGAAAGGUUAAACGUUACAUAGAUUCGAAAAAUCAAAAACCAAAAUGUUCGCCAAUCAAACGUGGACGAGCGCGAAACGAGCAAACUUUUUGACGAGUAGCGUCGAUUCUCACCCUUUCCGGUACGAAUUCUCGAGAAUCAUUUAUUAGGGAUUUAAGCUGUAAACCGAAGCUAUAACAUUUUAUUCAAGACAAUAAUUACACGAACAUGUGUUUGGAAGGAAGGUAUUAUCGGAAUUAUCAGGCCGUGGGAUUUGCAACGAGUUUGGGCGAGUUCGACGCUGAGAUUCUCGAAUUUUUUAAUCUUUAUAUUGUAUAUAUGUACGAGGGUAUCUGUAUACGAUCGAAAUAUUUGUAUACGAACCACGCAAAGAGGCCAUGUGAAUCGUAACGAAGUAAAAUUUACUCGUUUACGAUGAUUCGUCUAUUAUGGGUCCUCGAAACGUGAUAUUUUAAUGCUUGUUGUGGACAGUGAAAUUUUUAAUCGCUCGUUUCUUGCCGACGAAUCCACGAAUUAACACCUCACGAGGUUAUCAUUGGAGAAUUUGUAAUAGAGAUAUGUUAGAUCGAGGAAAAGAAUACGGGAAUGAUCGAUCGAGACGCGAAGCCAGGUCUAAUCGGUACAAAGAAACCACUUCUUGCCUUGAAAAAAGCUCUCUAUAAAUAUUACGCAUCAGGCGUGACCAUAUUGCGAGACAAAGGUUAAAAUGGAAGAGAAAAUAAGGGAGAAGAAACUGGAGAAAAGUGAGAUAAAAUACUAAAAGAAGAAAAAAAAUUCUUCGCAGAGUACAAAUUUAAUUCGCGUUGUUUUAUCGAGGAGGAGAAUCUUAAAAAGGAGAGAAAACAAGGAGACGGGAAAAUAAUGAAUAACGAAAAAAUAAUAGACAACAUUCGAAGGAGGAAGCUAAAAGGUUUUCUAGGUAUCGUUAAACGCGUUUGUGACAACCGUCUGUCCAGAUCAGGAUGAAGGAAGGAAAAUGGGAAAUCGGAUUGAUCGUUUUCUUCGUGCCAUUGUGAAUAAUUAAUCGAUCGCGACGAGGUUUAAGACUUUCUUUAUCGUUUUUUUAAAAAUCAUUUUCGUUCAAUAUUCUAUUGUUUUUCAUUAUCGCUAAGAAGUAUGAGUUGCAUAGAAAGUGUCCCCAUAUUGAUUGCCAACCCUCUAUGACGAUCAUCGAAUCGUACACGCGUUGAUCAACCGCGUGCAAAGUUGGUGAAUAAUUCAGUGAUCUCGUCUAUAGACUUUCUUCUUCGUUUUUCUUUAGUCUUUUGAAAAAGAAAAAUUGUUUUUGUUUCUUUUUUUACUGUGCGAAUAGAGACGGCGAUCUUACCAAUCGUCGCGGUAACUAUACGUUAUUAUACGAACAUGUACACAGCACAAACACGUACACAUCGAAAUAUACACUCACACAUGUACAGACUCGUUGAAUGCUGCAUAGAGUACACACACGUACACACACGUUAUAAGGAAGCAUUAUAGUUAAAAAAGAAGAAUUGGCGGGGUGAGCUCGUCUCCCUUAUGAAGUGACGGAUAUUCACGCCCCUCCCUGCAGAUCAUAGUUUUCUACGACAGUAUUUAUAUAGCUAUAUAUAUACAUAUAUAUAUACACAUAUAUGUAUACAAUCAGAAGUAUAUUGUAUAUAUAUAUACGAAAUGUACAUAUACAUAUUAAAUAUUUUUACACGAACGCCCCCUCCCUUUCCCCGUUGCCGAGAGCACCCCGCCAUCGAAAUCUCCAGUCGGGUGUAUCCCACAAAUAAAAUAGUCCGUUGAACAUAGUUCGCAAUAGUCACUUGAAAUAAAAUACCACCAACUACAGUAUUGCAAUAGUUUUUAGAGAGACAAUCGUGUGCGUAACCGUGAAAACGCUCCCAUCCGAACUGAUCGAUAUAAAGACCGAUUAUAUUUCUGUCGAUUAACUGGAAUUUUAAAAAAAGAAAGAAGAAAAAGGAACAAAAUAUAUGUAACGGGUGGAUAAUUAAUUAUUAAUUAAUUAAAUUCACACAAUUAAUUUCUGAAAAUAUUGUAACGACGAUCUGGAAAAAUAGAAUGGAAGAAAAGAAACUUCUGUUGGGAGAUUAGAAAUUCGCGGUCUUCGAACGGCAGGGGAAGAUGGGAUAUAUAGGCGAAAGAACGUGGCUAGCGCCAUAACAGAAUGGUCGAUGGUAUUGGCAACACGCGGCUCUCUCGGUAUCGACAAUAAUAAACGGUGAACGUGCCGGUGCUCGUAAAUGCCGAAUCGUACGAGUGCACUCGCCUCCGCGCGGCUUUACGGUCAUUAUAAAGGCGGAUUAACGACGCCGUAAACGCGGCUAAGCCGUUCACGAAUUGUCUGCCAGUUGCGAACGUUCGUAUGUUUCUUAGAGAGAACGCAAAUAACCGCUUGUGAAUUUUGUCAAGGGACGGAAAUUCUCUUACCUAAAACGGGAUAAAAUGAAGCCGCGAAGGACCCUUCAAGUUUCAGAGCUGGCUAAAGAUUUCGUUCGUGGCUAAGAAAUCAUUGUAAACCGAGAGUAGAAAUAGCAAAAAGUAUCUGCGAAACGACUGCCAAUCAUCGUCGUACUUAAGAUAUUAAUCGAAUAUUCAAAUAUUCAUUCAUUCUUCCAUUCUUUUCUUCCUUUUCUAAGCGAUAAACCGUUACAGUCGGAUAUUCUGCUAUGCGUUAAUUUCUGCGAUAAUUGAGAGAAACAUUCGAAGAGUCAGAUUUUUUCUUCCUUUUUCUGCGUCUAAAUUUCGCGAGGAAGGGAGCGAGCUACCAUC
Molecule: messenger RNA, 9616 nt
Organism: Bombus terrestris (buff-tailed bumblebee)
Lineage: Eukaryota; Metazoa; Arthropoda; Insecta; Hymenoptera; Apidae
Product: protein abrupt
Exons: 9
Coding region: 1836-3854 (672 amino acids)
Biological process (GO): regulation of transcription by RNA polymerase II
Cellular component (GO): nucleus
Molecular function (GO): protein binding
Source: RefSeq, a predicted model, not a curated record